UCAAUAAGUUCUAUUUCUCGCUGCAAUUUGAGUUCUGAAAAAUGUAUACUGUUUCUUGAUAGGACUAGAGACCCUUAUUUAACUCCACUCCCAUUUUAAAAAACAAAACAAACUGAUCUGGUAUUUUAAGCUUGAGUUUUUGAAGUGGCUCUUUUAGCUGUGGCCAGAUUGCUACGAUGGAGUCCUGGGGAUUUACCACUCUUACCCUCAUUGUCUGUAUUUCUUUCUUGGUCUUUUUUUCUCUGUGGAGAAAAGACCCCAAAGGAAGGAAGCUACCUCCUGGGCCACCUCCUCUCCCCUUUAUUGGGAAUUUGUUACAGCUAGACAAGAAGGACCUCUCCACGUCUCUCUGCAAGCUAUCUGAAAAGUAUGGCUCUGUGUAUACUGUGUAUUUUGGGUCUCAGCCAGUCGUGAUUUUACAUGGAUACAAAGCACUGAAAGAAGCUCUGAUUGAUCAGGGAGACAUUUUUGGAGGCAGGGGAAAAUUACCAAUAUUUGAUGACAUUUACAAAGGACAUGGAAUUAUUUUUAGCCAUGGAGAAAAGUGGAAACAAAUCCGCAGAUUUUCCCUGACAACUCUGAGGAACUUUGGGAUGGGGAAAAGGAGUAUUGAGGAGCGUGUCCAGGAAGAAGCUCAGUUCCUUUUGAAGGAACUGAGGAAAACAAAUGGUCAACCCUUUGACCCAACCUACAUCCUUGGAUGUGCUCCAUGCAAUGUUAUUUGCUCCAUCCUCUUCCAUCAGCGCUUCAGCUAUGACAAUGAGAACUUUCUUUCAAUGAUGAGAAUUUUAAGUGAAAACUUGAUUCUAUUGAACUCACCACUUGCUCAGCUUUAUAAUAAUGUCCCUUGGCUUCUCCGCUAUUUUCCUGGACCGCACAAGAAAUUUUUUUCAAAUAUCAAGAUACUUAAAAAGUUUAUUUUGGAUAGUACAAAGAAACAUGAAGAGAUCUUGGAUCCUAACAAUCUUAAGAAUUAUAUUGACUGCUUCCUCUACAAAAUGCAGCAGGACCAAAAAAAUCCAGACUCCGUAUUUGACCUGGAAAAUCUGGCAACAUCAGGGAUGGAUUUAUUUGAUGCCGGAACAGAAACAACCAGUACCACUUUGAGAUAUGGCCUGCUUCUCAUGCUAAAGUACCCAGAAGUACAAGAUAAAGUUCAAGAAGAAAUUGAUCGAGUUAUUGGCCAACAUAGGAUUCCUUCUAUUAAAGACAAAAUGGAGAUGCCUUAUACAGAAGCUGUGCUGCAUGAGAUACAGAGAUAUUCUGAUCUUGUCCCUUUAAGUUUGUCCCAUGAGGUAACCCAUGACACCGAACUCCAACAGUAUUUCAUACCUAAGGGCACAACUGUGUUCCCAAUACUCUCCUCUGCCUUAUUUGACCCAAAAGAAUUCCCCAACCCACAUCAGUUUGACCCAAAGCAUUUCCUAAAUGAAGAUGGCAGUUUUAAGAAAAGUGACUACUUUGUGGCUUUCUCUAUUGGAAAACGAGCCUGUUUAGGAGAAGGCCUGGCUAAAAUGGAAUUAUUUUUAUUCCUGGUCACUAUUUUGCAACACUUUAUCCUCAAGAGCACCAUUGAUCCAAAGGAAAUCAACAUCAAGCCAUGUUCUACUGGGAUUAUCACAGUUCCUCCAAAGUACAAACUCUACCUUCUUCCCCGCUAUGAAUGAAAGUCACCCUUCAAAUCCAUCAUAUUGUUUUCUUACCAAGAUUCUAAAUAUCUUAACCCUUAAAAUUAACGAAUCAUAUUAAGGGAAAAUAUAAGAGUUAUCAUUCUUUUAGUAGGUUUCAAUUCUCAUACAUGUGUACAAGGAAAGGUAAUGGAUUAAAGAACUCCUUGUAUACCUUUAUGUCAGAGGGCAGCAUUAUAAAGUGACAUGAAGAAGAUACUCUUAGCAUCAUUAAGCUGUAACCAUGCUGCAUGCUUAGCAAGUUUUAUUUUAAUAAAGGCUGAUUCUUUAUUCCCUUUGAA
Molecule: messenger RNA, 1969 nt
Organism: Antechinus flavipes (yellow-footed antechinus)
Lineage: Eukaryota; Metazoa; Chordata; Mammalia; Dasyuromorphia; Dasyuridae
Product: cytochrome P450 2C44-like
Exons: 9
Coding region: 177-1667 (496 amino acids)
Biological process (GO): xenobiotic metabolic process
Cellular component (GO): intracellular membrane-bounded organelle; cytoplasm
Molecular function (GO): oxidoreductase activity, acting on paired donors, with incorporation or reduction of molecular oxygen, reduced flavin or flavoprotein as one donor, and incorporation of one atom of oxygen; heme binding; iron ion binding
Source: RefSeq, a predicted model, not a curated record